AUGGACGAAAGCAGUUCAUCACAAUCUAUUAUGGAAGACAGAAUCAGCGAUUUACCAGAUAGUUUAAUCCAUAUGAUUCUCUCCUUCAUUGACAUUAAAUAUGCUGUUCAAACCAGCGUCUUGUCGAAAAGAUGGCAAUACAUUUGGAGAUCUCUAACAAUGCUAAACCUCGACGUGUCUCAGCUUAGUGGGAGGAGCCGGACGGGAGCAUUCACUAAAUUUAUUAGUUUUGUGUAUAAGGUAUUUUUGUUUCGUGACGAUCACCGUAUUCAGAGGUUUCAGCUUAAUUUCCGUCAAGAUAGCAUUGAUUCAUCUCAUAUCGAUACAUGGAUUGAUAAAGCUGUAAAACAUAAUGUUGAAGAGCUAUGUAUCAAGAACGAAACAAUGGAUGAAUUCUCUAUAUUCUCACACAGCUUGUGUACUUGUAAAUCAUUGACAAAGUUGGAGUUGGAAUUGUCAUUUGGUUUCAUCUUCGGUUCCGAGAUUGCGUCUACUCCCGUGAUUUUACCUAAGCUUAAAUCAAUGAAUCUGCAGUUUCGUUAUCUAUCGCCUGAUAACGUGAAAUUAGCUAAUGUGUUAUUUACCAAAUGUCCAGCUCUGGAGUCAUUAGUUUUGGAUAUCCGUAUAUGUCGAACUACAAAUCUCCGUAUUUCUGUGCCCACACUAAAGCAUUUUAGCCUUAGCCUUACAAGUGGUAGUUACUUAGGCCCUAAUAAGGUCACACUAUGUGCUCCAAAUCUCUCAUCCUUCAUCUGCUUUAGUAACCUGUUAGAUGAUUACUGUCUGGAGAGUCUUUCUUCUCUUGUAACUGCUGAUGUCAGGAUCAACAUAGGACAAGACGAUAAGGUAAACAAAACCGAGAUUCGUGAAGCAAAGAAAGUGUCUUAUGCUCAAAGUAUAAUGAAAUUAAUGAUAAGACUACACAAGGAGAAAGUUCUAUCGUUAACAAACGAUUUUAAGGUAUGGCAGCCUCUGCUUCUAAUUUAG
Messenger RNA from Papaver somniferum (opium poppy), 987 nucleotides. RefSeq names its product putative FBD-associated F-box protein At5g56690. The coding region runs from base 1 to 987 and encodes 328 amino acids. The record is from RefSeq and is a predicted model, not a curated record. The transcript has a single exon. NCBI's taxonomy places the organism in Eukaryota, Viridiplantae, Streptophyta, Magnoliopsida, Ranunculales, Papaveraceae. Gene Ontology annotation, molecular function: protein binding.